AUGGUCUUAAAAUCUACGUUGCGAUCUAGGUCUAAGUCACGGUCUAAAUCUAACUCACAGUCAUUGUCUAAGUCACUGUCAAGAUUACAGUCACCGUCUAGAAUGAAAUCACGAUCAAGAUCACAGUCGCCGCCAGGAACGGAGUCGCUGUCAAGAUUACGGGCACUUUCAAAGUCACAAUCAAGAUCACAGUCGCCGUCUGGAUCGAAGUUACAAUCUAACACUAAGUCACGCUCUAGGUCUAAGUCACGUUCUAGAUCUAAGUCACGUUCAAGGUCAAUUUCAAGUAUCGUUGGUGGUGUGUCUUUCGACCUCUCAAGAUUUUCGUCAAAAUCAAGGUCUAAGUCACGUUCUAGGUCUAAGUCAAAGACAAGGUCAAAGUCAAAGUCACGUUCUAGGUCUAAGUCAAAGACAAGGUCAAAGUCAAAGUCAAGAUCUGAGUCAAAGUCAACGUCUAAGUCACGUUCUAGAUCUAAGUCAAAGUCAAGGUCAAAGUCACGUUCUAUAUCGAAGUCAAAGUCAAGGUCUAAGUCACGGUCUAGCUCAAAGUCACGGUCUAGGUCAAAGUCGAGGUCUAGGUCAAAGUCACGGUCUAGGUCUAAUUCACGGUCAAGGUCAAAAUCACGGUCUAGGACAAAAUCACGGUCUAGCUCUAAGUCACGGUCCAGGUGUAAUUCACGCUCUAGGUCUAAGUCACGAUCUAGAUCUAAGUCACGUUCAAGGUCAAUUUCAAGUAUCGUUGGUGGUGUGUCUUUCGACCUCUCAAGAUUUUCGUCAAAUCAAGGUCUAAGUCACGUUCUAGGUCUAAGUCAAAGACAAGGUCAAAGUCAAAGUCACGUUCUAGGUCUAAGUCAAAGACAAGGUCAAAGUCAAAGUCAAGAUCUGAGUCAAAGUCAACGUCUAAGUCACGUUCUGAUCUAAGUCAAAGUCAAGGUCAAAGUCACGUUCUAUAUCGAAGUCAAAGUCAAGGUCUAAGUCACGGUCUAGCUCAAAGUCGAGGUCUAGGUCAAAGUCACGGUCUAGGUCUAAUUCACGGUCAAGGUCAAAAUCACGGUCUAGCUCUAAGUCAGGUCUAGGACAAAUCACG
Nasonia vitripennis (jewel wasp) is the source of this 1087-nucleotide messenger RNA. Its product is annotated as serine/arginine-rich splicing factor 4-like. The transcript is spliced from 2 exons. Bases 1 to 921 code for a protein of 306 amino acids. The record is from RefSeq and is a predicted model, not a curated record. Lineage: Eukaryota; Metazoa; Arthropoda; Insecta; Hymenoptera; Pteromalidae.